CUACUGAAAUGGAAUUAAAUAAAUGAAUUUGAAUUGUUAUUUGUUAUCCGUGUAACUUUAGAGCAAUUACUGAUAUAUAUAAGAUGGCAGCUAUAAGGGCAAUCAAAAAGAAAGCAACAUUGAAAAUACAGUGUUUUCCGGUAUAAUGGAUUUCUAAAUAUAGACUCAUAACAAGGAGUAUACAUAUAUAGAACAUUUAAGAAAUGCACAGCAUUUGUGUUGAAAUCUAUGUAGCAUUGUUAUUAUAAAGCACUUUUAAUAAAAGGAAAUGUGGCUAUUUAAAGUUUUAGUUUUUAUUAUUACAAUUCUUGAAAUUUUCCAAACUUCAACGUCUAGCAAAAUUCGUCAGUAUUCCACGGGACGAUCGCUCUAUUUUGCUGGCGAUUUAAAUAAAGAUCAUGUCGAGAAUAUUUCGUUUUUGUUUUAUAAAUCUGCAUAUGAUGCUGACAUAAGCAAAAUCAAAUUACAGAGUACAUUACGAAACUUUUUGGAAAAUCUUCAAAAAAACCUCACAAUAUCAAGUAUAUUGAAAAUAGGCAGAAGUGAAGUGAACUUGGAAAGAUCGCAGCAAAAACUGAAUGACCACAUGGAAUUCUUCAGAACUGCUUCCCAUUUUGUGGAAGAAUUCUCACUUAAAACUGAACAUUUUUUACAAGUUAGUAAAAAUGAGAGUGCUUCUUUUUUAUUGAAACUUAGGCGGGUGCCUACUGGUCACCGAAUAUUGCCUCCACAUAUUAAGUUACAGUUUACUACAUAUUUUGCGGAAAUGGAGUUUUUCAACGUAUUGUUUUUUGAAGUAAUCAAUGAGGGAAUGGAAUAUAUUAUCAAUGCUCUUCAAAUAAUAAGAACUACAUUUGAUGGCUAUGCAGAUAUUCAACGAUACGUUUUGCAAUACUGGGAUUUGGAAUAUGAUAAUUGGUGUUACAACCAAUAUUUUGAAUUUUUGCAGAAGUGGUCCACCCAGAUAUAUAAUUGUGCGACUUCUUCGAGAUUGGAGAUGGUGUACGAUGUUUAUGCAAUGACAGAAACAGUUAUUAAACAUGUCAUGCGCCAGUUAGAAUUCAAAAUGCAACGCUUGUUUAAUUGUUUUACGUUAGACGGAUAUAUUAUUAAAUGCAGUUUUUUGCGCAAUGCUGAGAGAGAUUUCGAAGAAUUAUUUACAGUUUUGAGAGACUUACAAACAUAUUAUGACAUAGCAGUAAAUCAAGGGCGAGUGGAAAUAAAACGAAAACGGCGCAGUGAGACACUUUUACCUUCAAGUGAAAAUGAAUCUGAUGCCCAAAAACUGAAAUGUAUACCAUAUGGAUUUCCAGAAAAUGAAAUGCUUACAAGUCUUAAGAUGUGUUUCAAUAUAAAUAAAAGUACAAUUAAAUACCGGUGA
Messenger RNA from Anastrepha obliqua, 1381 nucleotides. RefSeq lists its product as uncharacterized. NCBI's taxonomy places the organism in Eukaryota, Metazoa, Arthropoda, Insecta, Diptera, Tephritidae. The coding region runs from base 269 to 1381 and encodes 370 amino acids. The record is from RefSeq and is a predicted model, not a curated record. The transcript has a single exon.